Homalodisca vitripennis (glassy-winged sharpshooter) is the source of this 996-nucleotide messenger RNA. RefSeq names its product MFS-type transporter clz9-like. The record is from RefSeq and is a predicted model, not a curated record. NCBI's taxonomy places the organism in Eukaryota, Metazoa, Arthropoda, Insecta, Hemiptera, Cicadellidae. Gene Ontology annotation, molecular function: DNA binding. Gene Ontology annotation, cellular component: nucleus. The coding region runs from base 1 to 996 and encodes 331 amino acids. The transcript has a single exon.
AUGGCCAAAAAUGGGUUCGCCUUGUCUAAGGAAGAAGUCUUAGAUGUUGUAAAGAAGUAUGUGGAACAAAACAGUUUGACUGUUCCUUUUGUAGGAAACCGACCAGGCCAUGAUUGGUGCAAAGGAUUUUGUGAACGACAAAAAAUGAGCCUAAAGAAAAUGGAGCCACUGGAAAAAGCUCGCAAGAUUAAUACAAGCGAUCCAUUUCUAAUUUAUAAUUUCUACGAUUUAGUAGAAAAAAACAUAAAAGACUUGGCAUUGGAAGACAAACCAAACCACAUCUACAACCUGGAAAAGUCAUCAUUUCGCAGUGAUCCCUCCAGGGUAAAGUUGUUAUCUGGAGUAGGUCAGAAAGCUCACAGAACACAGGAAGGCACUGGCAGAGAUAAUACAACAGUGUUAGCAUGUUGUAAUGCUGCAGGCUUAGUCACAUCUCCUUUGAUCAUUUUUCAGGGUGCAAACUUAUGGUCUACUUGGAAAGGAGAAAAAGACUUAUCCGGAACAUUUUAUGCAUGUAGUCAAAAUAGCUGGAUGACAUCAGAAAUUGUUCAUGACUACUUUAAACAAUUUAGUAAAAUAGUGAAGGAAAGACCACUUUUGUUCAUUUUUGAUGGACACAUGACACAUUUGGAUGUUGCGACAGCUGAAUAUGCCCGUGAAAAUCAAAUCACAAUAAUCAAGCUACCAGCACAUACAUCAGACGUCCUGCGGCCAUUAGACAAGUCUUGUUUUAAGACUUUCAAGUAUGUUUGGGAUCAACAUUUACUUCAAUGGUAUCGUCAAAACCAAAUAAAAAUGCUUAAAGACGAGUUUGUGGAUAUGCUGUGUAAGGUUUGGAACACAGGUUUAACUCCUAAAAAUGUCAAAACAGGAUUUGAGUCUACAGGAAUUUUCCCAUUUGACAGGACAAAAUAUCCUAUUGCGCGUCUAGAUGCUGAAAAACUCUCAAGAUAUAAAAUAAAAAAGAGGGUUCUUCGAAGGAUGAUGAAGCAAUGA